AUGUCACCGAUGAAAGUAAAUAUCCGGUUCUACAGUUCUACGACUUUCAAACCCUUGCCCUUCCGUCAAAAAGAGCUGUCUUCGCUGACAAAUUUCUCCUCCCUAGUAAUCGUUACCUCCGGCCCGUCCUCUACCUACCCACGUCGCGCCUACCGCAACCCCACAGACUCCCUCGUUCGCUUUCUAGACCUGAAGCAUGGUGAGAACUGGUCAAUAUGGGAAUUCCGCGCGGAGGGCUCGGGGUACCCGGAUGAAGAGGUCUACGGACGUAUCCACCACUUCCCAUUUCCAGAUCACCACCCGCCACCCUUUGCCCUUAUCCCGCCUCUUAUGGCGAGUAUCAGAAAUUGGCUAUUAGAAAAUGAGAGUGUUGAGGAUGGCAAGGAUGUUAAGGAUGUUAAGCAUGCUAAUGCUGCCCUAGUGGAAGGGGAACGGGAGGAUGCGAAAAGAAAACGAGUAGUUGUCAUGCAUUGCAAGGCGGGCAAAGGGCGGAGCGGGACUAUUGCCUGCAGCUUUUUGAUCAGUGAACGUGGGUGGGUGGCUGAGGAUGCUUUGAGGCAGUUUACGGAGCGGAGGAUGAGGGUUGGGUUUGGCCAGGGGGUGAGCAUCCCCAGCCAGCUGCGGUGGGUGGGAUAUGUGCAGCAGUGGACGAAUGAGUUACGGAAAGUUUAUGUGGAGAGGCCGGUGGAAAUUUUGGAGGUGCAUAUUUGGGGUUUGAGGGAUGGGGUGGAGGUUGAGAUUGAAGGGUUUGUGGAAGAAGGCAGAAGGAUUAAGUGUUUUCAUAAGUUUCAUCGGUGUGAGAGGAUUGUGAUGGGUGAAGAGGGAGAUGGGUCGACAGAGGAAGAAGGGGAUGGGAAACAAAAGAGAAGAAUUGACGCAAAGAGAGUGAGGACGUUGAUGAAACGAGGAAAAGAGGAGGAGGGAGGUAAGGAUGAUGAUAGCUCUAAAUUAAACGACACUGAAACCCUGCCAGGCGCAAACAAUCCAAUAACAACCACACCGCAAUCUCGCUCAACAUUCUCGCAGCCCUCCCGGUCCUCUUCGUUUUUCCAACCAGUAACCACCCCGAAACCAUGGAGUAAAUGGAUGCAAAGCAUCAUCACCAACUCCGCCAACGUCGACGCCAUCAUACCAGCCGUAAUUCUCCGGCCAAGCAAAAGGGUUAUUCUCCCUACCUCUGAUGUGAACAUCAGCAUCCAUCGGCGCACCAUGGCCACAUACACGGGGUGGACGAUUGUCACAUCCGUCGCACACACGUGGUUUAACGUAUUCUUUGAAGGAGGGGAUGUGUUUGAUUCAGGCGUUUUUGAAGUUGAUUGGGAUGCCUUGGAUGGUAUUAAGGGGACGUCUAAUAGGGGGAUAAGGGCCCUUGAUCGGUUGAAGGUUGUUUGGCGCUAUGCAGAAGCACAGGGAGAAUCUGAGGAUGAGGGGGUAAUAUCAGCUGCUGGAGGGAAACUUAUUCUGGAACCCGCGCCGGGUGAGCCAGUUGCUGAAGGGCAUGCGGCGGACUGGCGUGGUGAGGAGCAGCAGGGAGAAGGUGGAAUAGACCCCAAUGCUUUGAGUGAGGAGUUGUUACAGAAGUCUUUGCCAUCGCGUCCGGGUCAGGGUGGGAUCAGAGAAGGGAACAAUACGGUGACAGAUGUCAACAUGGGUGCUAGAGAUGGGGCGGCUGAAUUCUACAGUCUCGGGCAAUAUUGCGAAGCACCUUGA
This is a messenger RNA of Paracoccidioides lutzii Pb01, 1710 nucleotides long. RefSeq names its product dual specificity phosphatase. Gene Ontology annotation, molecular function: protein tyrosine/serine/threonine phosphatase activity; protein tyrosine phosphatase activity; phosphatidylinositol-3,4,5-trisphosphate 3-phosphatase activity. Gene Ontology annotation, biological process: phosphatidylinositol dephosphorylation; cell motility; protein dephosphorylation. The transcript has a single exon. The record is from RefSeq and is a predicted model, not a curated record. Bases 1 to 1710 code for a protein of 569 amino acids. Gene Ontology annotation, cellular component: nucleus; cell projection; plasma membrane.